UCUAGUCUCGUCCUAAAGGGCCGGUCCAGAUUCAAGUAAUGCUAUUGCUACCUAUUUAAAACUGCGUGUCGUUUUAAAGUUCUUUUGGCACCUUAUACCUUUUCUUGCCAAAUUAGCCGAAAUACCAAGCUACAAAGGAACGAAGACCGAGGAGAACGACGAAAGAGCGAUAAAUCACUACCAUCUCCAUCACAGCCACCACUAUAUCACUACCGUCAUCACCACUACCACCUCUGAACCUUAACCCUAAUUCAGAUGGCGUCAGUCACAAUGAUGUCGUCUCCUUCGCAAGCGUCGUCGUUGUCGCUCAAAACGCAGUCGUUUUUCUCGUCUUCACUCUUUUCUUCUUCUCGAGUCUCGUUGUCUUCCAAUGAGUCUCGUUCUCGAAUUUUCGUCCAUCCUAGCGUUAAGUGCGAUAUGGCUGAGCCAGUAAAUGUUGGGAAUGGGAAGCCUAGUAUUCCUAUUCUUAAUGAAAGAACACUGCCCAAGUUCUUGGAAUCUGCCCGCAUGGAGAAAUCAGUUAACAGAAAUAGUACGAGGCUGAAGUUGUUUUCUGGCUCUGCAAAUCCUGCUCUUUCUCAGGAAAUUGCUUGGUAUAUGGGCCUCGAAUUAGGAAAGAUCAACAUAAAACGAUUUGCUGAUGGUGAAAUUUAUGUCCAGUUGCAAGAAAGUGUUAGAGGAUGUGAUGUAUAUCUAUUACAACCAACCUGCCCCUCAGCAAAUGAGAAUCUCAUGGAGCUUUUGAUCAUGAUAGAUGCAUGCAGGAGAGCAUCAGCAAAGAAUAUCACUGCUGUGAUUCCCUAUUUUGGAUAUGCCAGAGCUGAUAGAAAGACUGAAGGUCGUGAAUCUAUUGCGGCCAAACUUGUCGCAAAUCUUAUCACAGAAGCUGGUGCAAAUCGCGUUCUUGCCUGUGAUCUUCAUUCAGGCCAGUCCAUGGGCUAUUUUGAUAUUUCUGUUGACCAUGUGUACUGCCAGCCUGUGAUUCUUGAUUAUCUUGCAAGCAAGACAGUUUCUUCUAAUGACUUGGUAGUGGUUUCACCUGAUGUUGGUGGAGUUGCAAGAGCACGUGCUUUUGCAAAGAAGUUGUCUGAUGCCCCUUUAGCUAUUGUGGAUAAAAGGCGUCAGGGACACAAUGUUGCUGAGGUUAUGAACCUUAUUGGUGAUGUAAAAGGAAAGGUUGCAGUCAUGGUGGAUGACAUGAUUGACACUGCUGGUACAAUUGCAAAAGGAGCAGCCCUUUUACACCAUGAAGGUGCCCGGGAAGUCUAUGCAUGCUGCACUCAUGCUGUUUUUAGCCCUCCUGCAAUUGAGAGGUUGUCAAGUGGCCUAUUUCAAGAAGUGAUUAUUACAAACACAAUUCCAGUGGCUGAGAAGAACUAUUUCCCUCAGUUGACUGUUCUUUCAGUAGCGAACCUGUUGGGCGAGACCAUUUGGCGUAUUCACGAUGAUUGCUCUGUAAGCAGCAUUUUCCAGUGAAUAGAUUGACCUUAAUUCAACUAAACAUUAGUUGCAAACUGGUGACUAUUGGUUUGCUCCAUUCUACUCUGGUUAACUUCAAGUUUCCUAUUAGCUGUUGCUUAUUCAUCUUAUUGCUAUGAAAAGCUGGCCAAGGUGGAGACUACAGGUUCAAAACUAUGCUAGGACAGGAAAAUCAAUACAUAGUUUUUAGGGUUGCUUCCUCUUUCUCUCUCUCUAUUAUUAUUAUUAUUAUUAUUAUUAUUAUUAUUAUUUAAUUUAGUCUAUUCCUUUUCUACAUUUUUUUGUCAAUUGAUAAUUUACCAUAUAUUUAUAUUUUCAAGUAGGCCCAGAAUAAUGUUGUCUAAUUCUACAUUGUAAGCAGGGGAUUGGUCCUUAAGUGACCAGUAAUGCUUCAAUUCUUUCUUUUCAGGCAAAUGCUAGUUCUGCUCCA
Jatropha curcas is the source of this 1909-nucleotide messenger RNA. RefSeq names its product ribose-phosphate pyrophosphokinase 1. Gene Ontology annotation, molecular function: ribose phosphate diphosphokinase activity; magnesium ion binding. Gene Ontology annotation, cellular component: cytoplasm; ribose phosphate diphosphokinase complex. NCBI's taxonomy places the organism in Eukaryota, Viridiplantae, Streptophyta, Magnoliopsida, Malpighiales, Euphorbiaceae. The record is from RefSeq and is a predicted model, not a curated record. Gene Ontology annotation, biological process: 5-phosphoribose 1-diphosphate biosynthetic process; purine nucleotide biosynthetic process.